Diorhabda carinulata is the source of this 1204-nucleotide messenger RNA. RefSeq lists its product as uncharacterized. Bases 150 to 1151 code for a protein of 333 amino acids. Gene Ontology annotation, biological process: nucleosome assembly. Gene Ontology annotation, cellular component: nucleosome. Lineage: Eukaryota; Metazoa; Arthropoda; Insecta; Coleoptera; Chrysomelidae. Gene Ontology annotation, molecular function: DNA binding. The transcript has 6 exons. The record is from RefSeq and is a predicted model, not a curated record.
GUCUAGUUACUAUAGAAACUCCAAAAAAAACAUCCAAAAUUGUUUUUAGUAAUUGUCAAAAUUGACUAAUUUUUUCACCACAUGAUAUUUUUACAAACGACCGUGAAUUUUUUUUAUCGCUUAAACAAAUUAACGUGCAAAGUGUGAAAAUGAACCCAAGGAGAAGAUCCCAUCAUCCGCGUUUCCUCAACGAAGUUCUCGAAGCGAUAGCUACACUAAAAGAAUCGAAAGGUUCCACUAAAAAGAAUAUAAUUGAUCAAGUGGAGCUUUUAUUGAGCAAAAGAAUCAAACGAUUACGGCAUGAUUCAACUCAGAUUCAAAGAGCUUUAAGACACGGCUUAUCGAGCGGAUUAAUCAAAUCGAAAAAUGGAAAAUACGUACUGGGUAUGAACCAGAAAGAUUACGGCGCUUUUAAGAAAUUACAAGAAUUGAGUUCGGGAGGUGAUUUAAUGAGGCAGGUGCGUAGGAGGAAAGGUAAAAAAAAAAGAAAGCGAAGACCUAGAAGACGAAGACGAUAUUCAGAUGUGAGUGAUACGGAAGAAGACGACGAUAAUGAAGAUUACGACGACGAUGAUGAGGAAGUUAGUAGAGGUAGCGAUAGCUGUGCUUCUCAAGGAAAUGGUUCUUUGGAAGAUAGGGGACGUCGUAGAGGUAAAAAACGUAGAAAACGCAAAAGAACUAAACGUAGAAGACGCAACGAAAUAAUCAAUAUUCACGAAGGCGGAAACAAAACGGAAAAUUUGAAAUCGAAUAAAUCGUCUGAAGAAGAUUCAUUAAAAAUGGAAAAUAACGAUACAGAUAUUGAUGACAUGGAAACUAAUAAACAAAGUGGUACGCCUGAAGAUAGGGGACAUAGACGGAGUAGAAAACGAAAGAAACGCAAAAGAACGAGACGUAGAAGACGCAGUGACGGUACAAUGGAGAUUCAAGAAGCCGUCGAUAAUACGGAAAAUCAAAAAUCACCGAAAUCGUCUGACGACGAAUCCGCGAAAUCGAGAAACGAUGGAUCCGAUAUUGACCAUCGAGAAAACAAUAAACAGUCGGGUCCAGAUAAUGUCGAUAAUGAUGAAGAACAUCUAGACGAUAACCAUAACCAAAACCAUUGCGAAAAACCGGAUUGUCUAUGUAAUAAUUGGAAAAGUCAUCAAUAAUAUAUUUGUACUGUUUUUAUAAUAAAUAUUUUACAAUAAAUAUUCCAAAAAUA